UGUGUAUUUUUUUUUUGUAAGCAUUAAUUAUUAAUGUGUAGUUGAUUCAACAGUGAUGUUUCUUCUAUGAGGAAUGUGUUGAAGGUCCCACAAAGAGCCAAUGAUGUUUCAGUCAUGCUUAUUCUUUUGGGGUGUUUUUGUUUCGAUGAUUUUUCUAAAAGAAUUCAACUUUGUGUGCAGUUCUUGUUUCGAGGUUCCAAGUAACUGCAUCAAACAGGGGCCUUGCAGGAGCAUGAGUCAGUAAACUUCAAACAAGGGAGUGUUGUGAGAAAAAUUUGUUACGGUUGCAGUGGCAAGCAUGACAAGAGGAAGACCAGAUGUGAAAUCAAGAAAAAGAUUGUUCACAACUGUGUUGGUUUUGGUGAUUAUUGGUGCUUUUUUGUACUUCUAUUCUUAUAGUGACUCACCUCCUGUUGAGUAUGGUAGUAAAUCAUCAAGUCACCUAAGAGGGAACAAAGAUGACGAUGAAUCUUCCCCCUUACUUGGAGGAGUAGAGGACAGUGCUAUACCAAAGAGCAUUCCAGUCUGUGAUGAUCGUCUAUCCGAGCUGAUUCCUUGUUUGGACAGAAACCUCAUAUACCAAACAAGAUUGAAGCUUGAUUUGUCCUUGAUGGAGCACUAUGAGAGACACUGCCCAAUACCUGAGAGGCGUUAUAAUUGUUUAAUUCCUCCUACUCCAGGUUACAAGAUUCCAAUUAAGUGGCCCAAAAGCAGAGACCAAGUAUGGAAGGCAAAUAUACCUCACACCCAUCUUGCAACUGAGAAAUCUGACCAGAACUGGAUGGUUGUGAAAGGUGAAAGAAUAGUUUUUCCUGGUGGAGGAACCCAUUUCCACCAUGGUGCUGAUAAAUAUAUUGCAUCAAUUGCUAAUAUGCUCAAUUUUCCAAAUAAUAAUAUAAACAAUGGAGGAAGAAUCCGGACUGUUUUUGAUGUUGGCUGUGGAGUUGCAAGCUUUGGAGGAUAUCUUCUUUCUUCUAAUGUAAUAGCAAUGUCAUUAGCACCAAAUGAUGGUCAUGAAAAUCAAAUUCAGUUUGCUUUAGAGAGAGGAAUUCCAGCAUAUCUUGGUGUCUUAGGGACCCUAAGACUCCCUUAUCCCAGUAGAUCUUUUGAAUUUGCUCAUUGUUCUCGCUGUAGAAUCGAUUGGCUUCAGAGAGAUGGUUUACUUCUUCUUGAGCUAGAUAGGAUACUGAGGCCAGGAGGCUACUUUGCAUACUCAUCUCCUGAAGCCUAUGCACAGGAUGAAGAGGAUAGGAGAAUAUGGAGAGAAAUGAGUGCUCUUGUAGAGAGGAUGUGUUGGAAAAUAGCUGCUAAGAGGAAUCAGACUGUUAUUUGGGUCAAACCUCUUACAAAUAGCUGCUACUUAAAGAGAGAACCUGGUACUCAACCUCCACUAUGCAGAUAUGAUGAUGAUCCUGAUGCUGUUUGGGGAGUUAAAAUGAAAGCUUGCAUUUCGCGUUAUUCAGAUCAAAUGCACAAAGCAAAAGGAAGUGGUUUGUCUCCAUGGCCAGCUCGAUUGACGACUCCACCUCCUCGUCUGGCUGAAAUUAACUAUUCUGCUGAAAUGUUUAAGGAGGACAUGGAAGUUUGGAAAGAACGAGUUCAUAAUUACUGGAGCAAACUAGGCAGUAGAAUAAAGGCAGACACAAUUCGGAAUGUGAUGGAUAUGAAGGCAAAUUUGGGUUCAUUUGCAGCUGCUUUGAAGGACAAAGAUGUUUGGGUUAUGAAUGUGGUGCCAGAAAACGGGUCAAACACACUCAAGAUAGUAUACGACAGAGGACUCAUAGGAACAACUCACAACUGGUGUGAAGCUUUUUCAACCUACCCUCGAACUUAUGAUCUACUCCAUGCAUGGACUGUAUUUUCUGAUAUUAUUAAGAAAGAAUGCAGUCCAGAGGAUUUAUUAAUUGAGAUGGAUAGGAUUUUGAGGCCAAAAGGUUUCAUCAUUGUACAUGAUAAGCGAUCAGUGGUAGACUAUAUAAAGAAAUACUUGCCAGCGUUACACUGGGAGGCUGUGACCAUAUAUAAUGUAGAUCAAGGUAAGGAUGAUGCAGUGUUUAUAAUUCAAAAGAAAAUGUGGCUCACAAGUGGUAGCAUUCGGGUUUCAGAAUCAGAAUCAGAAUAGUGUCAUUACCAAUGCUAGGUGUAAGAUGCCCACACUAUCUACUUAGGGUCUAAGCUUUUAGGAUUUUUUUUUUUGGAUUUUAUUCUGUUCACCACAGCCGUAAGUCACAGUGAUAGCUCACCCAAUUUAUCUUAUCUUUAUUCUAAUUUAUUCAAUUCUAGACACUUCAACCUUUUUAUCCAGUAUGAAGAAUUAUGCCGAUUUUUAAAUUAAUUUUUACAUUUACAGGAUAUUUUUUAGUUUUAUUUUUACAUUUUUAUUCUGUUAUGGAAUCCUGUCUCUCAUUAACGUGUAUGGCCUAAAUGGAAAUGCAUGCAGCAAUUAAUAAUAAUGUAGUAGUCAGCAUC
Molecule: messenger RNA, 2469 nt
Organism: Abrus precatorius (Indian licorice)
Lineage: Eukaryota; Viridiplantae; Streptophyta; Magnoliopsida; Fabales; Fabaceae
Product: probable methyltransferase PMT3
Exons: 8
Coding region: 299-2122 (607 amino acids)
Cellular component (GO): trans-Golgi network; cytoplasm; endosome
Molecular function (GO): methyltransferase activity
Source: RefSeq, a predicted model, not a curated record